GCAGCGAAAGAGCUGCAGUCAGACGUGGAGUUUAUUUUCUCUUCAUCGCGUGCUUUCGCCGCGUUGAAGCGGGGUGGUGCCGUGGUGACUUGGGGAGAAGGCUUGUCUGGAGGAAACUGCGGCAGUGUGGCCGACCAAUUGCGGGAGGGCGUGCAGCACAUCUACUCGACACAAGGAGCCUUCGUCGCGAUCAAAGAGGAUGGCGACGUAGUUGCAUGGGGCUCCAGCGUUGAUGGUGGUGAUGCGUCACGGGUGGCAAGCGAGCUUCGGCGGCAAGCCAUCAG
This is a messenger RNA of Symbiodinium necroappetens, 284 nucleotides long. NCBI's taxonomy places the organism in Eukaryota, Dinophyceae, Suessiales, Symbiodiniaceae. The record is from the annotation of a GenBank genome assembly.